GUAGCAUAUGAGACGUUUGCCCAAACACUGUUGCAUCUCAUCAGAUUCUUCAUCAGACUUGAGCGAAAAGAAAACUCAUAUGAUUUGACAGAUGAUGCUCCGAAUGACGGUUGCGAGAUCAUAAAAACCACGAUGGCCGACGGCUGAUAUCAAAAGAGAUGAAACGCGGGUCAGAUGUCUUCCAGCGUGUUUGUGUUGAAACCGCAAACAUAUUACAAGUCAUGGAUGGCUAUUGCUAGAUCCUAACCCCACAUCAUGACCAGCGCGCUUCCGGCAGAAGACAACAUAACUUUAACCUUUUUUCCCGAGACCUGUCCCAACUGCACAGCGAUACCUGCGUUUGACAUAGACGUAACCAAAACACUGGUUCUGGGCCUGGUGCUGGUGCUCUUCAUAGUAUUCGGCGUGAUGGGCAACAUCCUGGUCAUCCUUUCCGUGGUGUGCCAUCGCCACCUCCGUUCCGUGACGCAUUACUUUAUCGCCAAUCUGGCCGUUGCAGACCUUCUUCUGAGCUCCGUGGUGCUCCCGUUCUCCGCUGCAUCGGAAGCCUUGGGCCGUUGGGUGUUCGGCCGUCCUUUAUGCAACGCCUGGACCGCUCUCGACGUGCUGUGCUGCACGGCGUCCAUCCUCAGCCUCUGCGUGAUCUCCGUGGAUCGCUGCAUGGCGGUCAGUUACCCGCUGCGCUACCCUUCCCUGGCCACGGGUCAAAGGGCGCUGGCAGCGGUGGCAGCUCUAUGGGCUCUUUCGGCUGCCAUCUCCGUCGGCCCGCCUUUCGGCUGGAGGGAGCCCAUGCCAGAGGACGAGUCGGUGUGUAGAGUGAACGAAGAGCCGGGAUAUGCCAUCUUUUCUGCCGCGUGUUCAUUCUACGUGCCGUUGGCGGUGAUUUUGGCAAUGUACUGCAGGGUAUAUGUGGUGGCCCGGCAAAAGACCCGUUGCAUGAGUAAGGGCAGGCAGAGGAACGGGGGAAACGAGCAUGGAGUGACCCUUCGGAUCCACUGCCGCAACGCUCAGCAGGCCGCCGGGAAGGAGGAAGCAGCGCACUCCAAAAACUCGCACUUCACCUUCAUCCGUCUGCUGAAGUUCUCGCGGGAGAAGAAGGCGGCCAAGACUCUGGGGAUUGUGGUGGGAUGUUUCGUGCUCUGCUGGCUGCCUUUUUUCCUAGUGCUGCCCAUAAGCUCCAUCUUCCCCUCCCACAGACCCCCGGACACCGUCUUCAAAAUUACUUUCUGGCUCGGCUACUUCAACAGCUGCCUCAACCCCAUCAUCUACCCGUGCUUCAGUCAGGAGUUCAAGAAGGCCUUCCAGAACGUUCUCCGCGGCCGCUGCCUCAGCAGAACGCACAGGACCCGGAGCCCCCCGGUCGCUGCUCGAGACCCCAAAACCGCACGGGGUUUCUCAUCUGCAUCUAACGACUCCUGGAAGCCCGUCUCUAAUAAGAAGUCGUUCACUGCACAUGACAACGGCGCUCUGAAAGCACCUGAAACGUCUCUGACGAUGGAAGUUCUUCAGGCUUCCAUAUGCAAGAUGGACGGCGAGGCUGUAUGAAAUGCGUCUGAAAGAAUAAAAAGACAACUUUUCAAAAAGGAGUUUACAAAGCCACCGUGGAAUUGAACGGAAAUGAUCAGGGGUCUGGUUCAUUCUCGUAUACAGGAGCACCACCUUGUGGCAACGUCUGUAAUAUGCAUCUGCACUAUUGAACUUCAAUUGUGAUGAUUCACAAUGUGCUUGGUAAUGAUACCAGUUAUUUGAAAAUUGCUAUGCAUUUUGUUAGUAUGAAGGAAUAUGUGGUUUGCACAUUUUAAGUUAUGCAUUGCAUUGCAUUGUGGUUUAGCGUUGAAUGGAUUGUCUGUAAACGUACAUAAAAUCUACUUGUACCUUUC
Messenger RNA from Puntigrus tetrazona (Sumatra barb), 1880 nucleotides. RefSeq names its product adrenoceptor alpha 1Ab (gene adra1ab). The coding region runs from base 256 to 1545 and encodes 429 amino acids. The record is from RefSeq and is a predicted model, not a curated record. Gene Ontology annotation, biological process: positive regulation of cytosolic calcium ion concentration; adenylate cyclase-activating adrenergic receptor signaling pathway; phospholipase C-activating G protein-coupled receptor signaling pathway. The transcript has 3 exons. Gene Ontology annotation, molecular function: alpha1-adrenergic receptor activity. Lineage: Eukaryota; Metazoa; Chordata; Actinopteri; Cypriniformes; Cyprinidae. Gene Ontology annotation, cellular component: membrane.